CGACGGCAAGUUCUUGCUUGCUAGAGUUUACAGUAAUUGCAUCUUGUACGCAGAGCUAACAGUGAUAACACCUCUGUCAGUCGUAUAGGUGCCAUCAUCCAGGGACCGACUCGCGUUGUUCCCCAGAAGCGGGAGGCUGGUGCCGCGUAACCGCAUACAUGCACCGACCAGUUCACGUUGACCUUCUUCGCCGGAGCUCCUCAAGUCGUCCUCCAGCAGCAGACUGUCAUCAUGCCGCCCUUCACCAUACAGCAGUGUGCAAUUCCUGCCGUGACUAUUCUCAUCGUCAUCAUAGCAUAUCCAUCGCUCUGGCUGCUCGAACGACUCGGUCCUCAACCUCUGACUAAACAGCAACACAUAAUACUUCAUACAUAUGCCUUGGUAAUUGUGUUUUGCUACUACAAGGCAUGCUUCACAAAUCCCGGCACCAUUCCAAAAGACUGGGUGUCCGGACAGAGCGAGGUCGCCAAAGUUCAAGUUACUCGAGAGGAACGCCAACGCCAAAGAUGGUGUCGCAAAUGUCAGGCCUUCAAACCACCACGGGCACAUCAUUGCAAGACAUGUGAAAGGUGUAUCCCCAAGAUGGAUCACCAUUGCCCCUGGACAGCAAAUUGUGUUUCCCACACUACUUUUCCACACUUUGUCCGCUUCUUGUUCUACGCAGUGGCUGGCAUGUCGCAUCUUGGGUGCCUCCUGUGGUCGCGAAUGUACCACUUGUGGACGCUGAAAGAUCUCCCAUAUUAUCUUGGCCCGACACCUUCCCUCUUGUUUGGCCUCUUCUUCAUCACUGCUUUGAAUUCCGUGGUCGUCUUCAUGCUAUUCAUCUUGCUCGCUCGCACGCUCUGGUGUCUAGGUGCAAACACUACCACUAUCGAAGGCUGGGAGAUAGAGAGACAUGAGACGUUGCUUCGUCGUGCUAAGUAUCUUGGUGGUGUUCUUGAAGGCCCUAAUGGAGCCAAGGUACGUAUCAUCAGGCAGGAAUAUCCUUGGGAUAUCGGUAUCUUCUCCAACAUUGCACAAGGCAUGGGUAGCUGGAACCCUCUUGCCUGGUUUUGGCCCUUCUCGUUCACUCCCUCCGUGGAAAGUGGGCUGGAGUUCGAAGACAACGGUCUCGAAGCACCUGGCACAACGUGGCCACCACCGGACCCGGACAGAAUGUUUCGCAUGGCACCUACGGAGAAAGCUUUUGAUCCAUCAAAGGCAUUUACUCAUUCCAUGGAUCCCGAAGAGUUCUACAAAAGGCAGCAGGCUGAUCAGCUACGCCCUCAUCUCGACGCUGACGUUUCCGAGCUUCGACGAAGGCAGCCCUUCCAUGUGCGAUAUGACCAGAAGAUUACCCGGAAGCGUCGCGAGGAUGAUUACGUCUAUGACAAUGACAACGACUACGAGUCAGACGGUAAUGAAAGCGAGGAUGAUGUGCCCCAGUGGCAACCAAAGCCAGGGGAAGGCGAAGAAGGCUGGCGAAACUCCGAGGGUGAGAGACUGGACGACUUCGGCGUUGAUGAAGAUGUUGAGUUCUACGACGAGGACGACGUACCUCUGGGUGAGCUGAUGAGACGAAAAAACUUGGCCAAUGACAGUUCGGCGGGAAAGGCCGAUCUCGGGGUCUCAUGCCCGAUAUCGCGAUACAUGCUCACCUCCGCAUCUCCAUCCAGCGUGCGGUCGAACAUUGAUAUUAAGGCCGGGUGUCCACUACCUGGAUCUUUCUACAUCUUACAGCGUUUUCUCGAGACAACCAAUAUGAGCAAAGUCAAUGAUAAAUGGUCAUCUGAGAUCUAUUCAGCAGCUGCAGGAUUCGUACCAAAGCUCACAACGACUGUUCUCUCCUACCUCUCGCCGAAUCCAAAUGAAAGGAUUCUCGACAUUGGCUGCGGCGAUGGUCCUUUGACCGCCCAGAUAGCCGCCUCGUUACCCCAAGGCCACAUAUUUGGCCUAGAUGCCUCGCCAUCGUUCAUAAAGACAGCAAAGGAGAAGCAUUCGAGUCAAAAUUGUGUCUUCCAACUCCAAGAUUGUCGCCAUAUUGGCGAAUGCGCUGAAGCAGUCGAUGGUAGUUGGGACAAGGUGUUCAGCAACGCAGCUCUCCAUUGGAUACUACGUGAGCCCAGUACAAGAGAUGUUGUUUUCAAGGACGUUCACUCGGCCUUGAAACCAGGUGGUACAUUCGUCUUCGAGAUGGGUGGUAAAGGCAAUGUGGAAGCUGUUCACGCGACGAUCUUGUCUGUUCUGGUCGCCAACGGGAUUGCCCUUUCGACGGCCAGAGAAGCAUGUCCAUGGUUCUUUCCCAGCGAUACAUGGAUGACACAGCAAUUGCAAAAGUCGGGCUUCGAGGUUGUCAAGUGCGAGUUGGAGUACAGACCUACCAAGUGUACUCCUAGAUCUGCCGAUGGGUCUGGUGGCUUGGAAGGUUGGGUCAAGCUCAUGGGAGCUGAGAUGUUGAAUGCGGUAGAUGAGAGUAAGCGAGGGGAUAUUGUCAAACAAGUCUGCGAUGUUUUGGAGACUGUUGUGACUCGAGAGGAAGAUGGGAGUCAGUACCUCAACUACGUCAGACUUCGCGCUGUGGCACGAAAGAUAUAACACGCCAACCACAAAUUAUGAUAUGAUCAGACGCAAUCAAUGUCAACCUCGAAGCGGAAAACAUCUUGCUACAAUGG
Aureobasidium subglaciale EXF-2481 is the source of this 2651-nucleotide messenger RNA. RefSeq lists its product as uncharacterized. The record is from RefSeq and is a predicted model, not a curated record. Gene Ontology annotation, cellular component: Golgi apparatus; endoplasmic reticulum; endoplasmic reticulum membrane. Gene Ontology annotation, molecular function: protein-cysteine S-palmitoyltransferase activity. Lineage: Eukaryota; Fungi; Ascomycota; Dothideomycetes; Dothideales; Saccotheciaceae. Gene Ontology annotation, biological process: peptidyl-L-cysteine S-palmitoylation; protein targeting to membrane. The transcript is spliced from 7 exons. Bases 232 to 2574 code for a protein of 780 amino acids.